UCCUCCCGCGUUUCCAUGGUAGCGGGCGGCCCGGAGCGAGCCGGCAAAGUAGCGUCGGUGUCGCGCUGCCUGGCUGGGACUGCGCGGGAACCAGGCCGGCGGGACCACAGAAUGGGCUGAGGCGUCGACAGCUGGGCGAGGGGCGCGACGCCGGUCCGGGAUCCUGGGACGUCCGGGCGGAGGAGCGGGCGGGGCCGAGGCUUUGCCGGGACCCUGGGCCUGUUAAGGGGGCCCGUGCGGGGAGCGCGACGGUUGUGUGGGGACACUCGCUUAGUGGACGGGAACGUCAGUGUCAAUGGGAGCGACCGGCGGCGGGCGUGUCCCUAAGUUCUGUCGAGGGUUGGCGCCUCCCAAGAACACCUGACUGCCAAGCCGGCAUUUUCCACAGAUAAAAAGGCUCUGUGGAAAAGAUUCCCAUUACUUCUGUUUUUUAAUAUGUGAAAGUAUGGGUUUAUUGAGGAUACGCAUUAUCCAGCUUGAAUAAAUGAAAGUAUAAACGUUUAACAACUUUCAUUUUCUUUCCUUAUUUCUAUGAAGAAGUGGAAACCCAGUUUGAAAAAUGGAGAUGUAUGAAACCCUUGGAAAAGUGGGAGAGGGAAGUUACGGAACAGUCACGAAAUGUAAACACAAGGAGACCGGGCAGAUAGUGGCCAUUAAGGUAUUUUACGAGAAACCGGAGAAAUCUGUCAACAAAAUUGCAGCAAGAGAAAUAAAGUUUCUAAAGCAAUUUCGUCAUGAAAACCUGGUCAGUCUGAUUGAUGUUUUUAGACAGAAGAAGAAAAUUCAUUUGGUAUUUGAAUUUAUUGACCACACGAUAUUAGAUGAGUUACAGCAUUAUUGUCAUGGACUAGAGAGUAAACGACUUAGAAAAUAUCUCUUCCAGAUCCUUCGAGCAAUUGAAUAUCUUCACAAUAAUAAUAUCAUUCAUCGAGACAUAAAACCUGAGAACAUUUUAGUAUCCCAGUCAGGAAUUACAAAGCUCUGUGAUUUUGGUUUUGCACGAACACUAGCAGCUCCGGGGGACAUUUAUACAGACUAUGUGGCCACACGCUGGUAUAGAGCUCCAGAAUUAGUAUUAAAAGAUACUUCUUAUGGAAAACCUGUGGAUAUUUGGGCUUUGGGCUGUAUGAUCAUUGAGAUGGCCACUGGAAAUCCCUAUCUUCCUAGCAGCUCCGAUUUGGAUUUACUCCACAAAAUUGUUUUAAAAGUAGGCAAUUUGACACCUCACUUGCAGAAUAUUUUUUCUACGAGUCCCAUUUUUGCUGGGGUGGUCCUUCCUCAAGUUCAACAUUCCAAAAAUGCAAGAAAAAAAUACCCAAAGCUUAAUGGAUUGUUGGCAGAUAUAGUUCAUGCUUGUUUACAAAUUGAUCCUGCUGAGAGGAUAUCAUCUACUGAUCUUUUACAUCAUGAGUAUUUUACCAGGGAUGGAUUUAUUGAAAAAUUCAUACCAGAACUGAGAGCUAAAUUACUACAAGAAGCAAAAGUCAAUUCAUUCAUAAAGGCAAAAGAGAAUUCUAAAGAAAAUGAACUCAUGAAAGAUGAAAGAAAAACAAUUUACAUCAAUACACUGCUAAAUAGCUCAGUUUUGGAAAAGAAAAAGCCCAAGGAGAGCAAAGUCAGAGUUAUUAAAGUGAAAGGAGGAAAAGGAGAUAUCUCCAAACUGAAAAAGAUAGAGUAUGAAGGUGGACAUUGUCAGCAAGAUGCAAUCAAAAAUGCUCAUGCUCUGUCUCCAGAUAUGAAACCUGUAGUCAUUGAACCACCAAACCCUGUUAAUCCCAGCACUAAUGCUAAUGGCAUUAACGAAGGUCUACAUUCUGGAAGUUGUACGACAAUGCCACCCAUCAAUCUAACUAGCAGUAAUUUGGUGGCUGCAAAUCUCUCUUACCCCAAUUCAAGGUUAACUGAAAGAGCAAAAAAGAGACGGACUUCACAAUCCAUCGGACAAGUUAUAUAUAAUAGCAGGCAAGAGGAUACAGGUCCCACUCAAAGCCAAAUGGAGAGGGGUAUAUUUAAUGAGCGAACGGGUCAAAGUGACCAAAUGGCAAGUGGGAACAAAAGGAAGCUGAAUUUUUCCAGAUCUGACAAGAAGGAAUUCCAUUUUCCGGCAUUGCCUUUCACAGUGCAAUCAAAGGAUCUAAAAGGAAAGGAAGUUAAACAGGCAAAAAUGCUGAAGAGGGACUCAAAGAAAACAGGUUCAUAUAAAAUACCAACUUUAUUUAAUGUGGAUCAAAAUCAAGAGAAACAAGAGAAUACAGGAAAUGCACAAACUGAAAGGAAGAAGAACCCGUCAGAUGUAGAGUAGAAAAUGCAGCAGCUGAAAAUUCAGGGAAUCCCAGAAUCACUGUAUGGUUAAAAAAAAAAAAUCCUUUUUAUUAAUGUUACAUGUACAAAAAUGCUGACUAGAGAAUUCUACAGAUAUAUCAAAUUCUAUGUAGUUAUGUGUA
This is a messenger RNA of Lemur catta (Ring-tailed lemur), 2444 nucleotides long. RefSeq names its product cyclin dependent kinase like 3 (gene CDKL3). Gene Ontology annotation, biological process: dendrite extension; negative regulation of axon extension; protein phosphorylation. Lineage: Eukaryota; Metazoa; Chordata; Mammalia; Primates; Lemuridae. Gene Ontology annotation, cellular component: nucleus. Bases 560 to 2302 code for a protein of 580 amino acids. Gene Ontology annotation, molecular function: cyclin-dependent protein serine/threonine kinase activity; ATP binding. The record is from RefSeq and is a predicted model, not a curated record. The transcript is spliced from 12 exons.